AUGAGGCAAGCUCAUUACCGUAUCGGUGUUGCUGCGUUGAGUCACCUGCGUGCUUUUGACCAGUCACAAUUACGGGCCAUCACUGGGUAUGACAAGGAAAUCUUGCUGGGACCGCGCAAGCAUUCUCAGGUUGAAUCCACCAAAGGAGAGAAGCUCAAGAUCAACCAAACACAGCUCAAACGACCAGACGUGAACCCGAAGCACGAUUGGUACAGCUACGAAGUGUGGAUCUCUUGGGCGGUCGACACCAUUUGUGAUUGGCCCGAGAACCUGUUCCAAGGACAAUCGACCGGAGACGGAGGCGGGAAUAAAGUCGACAUUCCGAAAUCCCUAUACACCACUCCUGCGCUUCAACAAAGAGUACAGGAGGCCAGGACGAAACUCAAGGAAUUCAUUCAAGGUUUGGAUGUCGAGCAUGAAAUUGGGGACGCGCCACCGAUCAUGUAUGAAGAGUACAUUCCAGGAGAGGAUGAAUGGUACCUACCUUACCCAUGA
Messenger RNA from Lentinula edodes (shiitake mushroom), 495 nucleotides. RefSeq lists its product as uncharacterized. Lineage: Eukaryota; Fungi; Basidiomycota; Agaricomycetes; Agaricales; Omphalotaceae. The record is from RefSeq and is a predicted model, not a curated record. The transcript is spliced from 4 exons. Bases 1 to 495 code for a protein of 164 amino acids.